Cuscuta campestris is the source of this 1158-nucleotide messenger RNA. The record is from the annotation of a GenBank genome assembly. NCBI's taxonomy places the organism in Eukaryota, Viridiplantae, Streptophyta, Magnoliopsida, Solanales, Convolvulaceae.
UUCAUCUUUCGAUUUUCUUCUCUGCUCCGCCACUUGUUGAUUCUCUCGCCUUUUCUUCCGCUAAGUUCAGAUUCCAUACCAAGCUCGAAAACCCUUCUCCAGCGACCAAACGCAGCUUUAAUUUCGAUGGCACAGGUUCGUGGUAUUUCGUCGGAGAAGUGGGAAUCCCUGUCAUCCGCAGUGGAUGAACUGGAAAACAAUCUGUGUGGAGGAUUUGACUGUAACAUUUGCCUGGAUCUUGUGCGGGACCCGGUGGUCACGUUCUGCGGCCAUCUCUACUGCUGGCCGUGCAUUUACAAAUGGAUUCAUUCCCAAAGCAGUUUUAACGAAGAUGGGGAUCUCCAACAGCCACAGUGCCCGGUUUGCAAGUCUGAAGUUUCUGAGAAAACUUUGAUUCCAAUCUAUGGCCGCGGCAUAACCUCAAAACCACAGCUUGCAGAAGGCAAGGCUGCGAAUCUUGGGAUCAUCAUCCCACAAAGGCCUCCUCCAAGUCCAAGACAUGAUGGGGUCAUCAGCGAUUCGCGCGAUCUCCACCAUCCAACUUACUCCCAACACGUGCCGACCUCCUCCCCAGCUAUGCUUAGCCUGAGCAGCAACUCCACAACCAAUGUGCUGAGCCAUCCGAUGAUUGGGAUGAUUGGGGAAAUGGUGUAUUCGGGCAUGUUUAGGAACCCGGAAACGGAUUUGUAUGGAUACCCGAACGCCUACCAUGUAUCUUCGGGUGGUGGUGGGACCAGUCCGAGAGUGCGAAGGCAGAUGCUGGAGGCCGAUAGGUCGCUGGGAAGGGUGUGUUUCUUCAUUUGUUGCUGUGUGGUGAUAUGUCUUCUCUUGUUUUGAUCACUCUCUUAUUGUUAUUUGUGAAAAGUUUAAUUCCCCUUGACCCUUUUAGUGCAAAUGAUGGAUACAAGGCAUCCUUCUUUGGUUUAUAGAGAGCUUGCAGAAGCUGUAUACUCCCCAAUAUUAGAAUGAUGAUGAAAAUGGCUAUGGUGUUUGUUCUCUUGUGCACCUUGGUUGCUUCUCUAUUAUCUCAUAUAUUGUGAAUUUGUAAUUUCCAAUAGUAAGAGAUCAUCUUUACAUUAUAUGUAUGGUUCAUAUUAAGGAUAUGUGAGUACUUAGCAGAAAAAGUGAGGUACAUUGCAAUAAUUUUUGGUGCAGGAU